Vitrella brassicaformis is the source of this 2755-nucleotide messenger RNA. The record is from the annotation of a GenBank genome assembly. Lineage: Eukaryota; Vitrellaceae.
UCACUUGAGCAUCGGCAGUGUGCGGCGCGGCCGCUUCCUGACACACACACAGACACACACACAGACACACACACAGAGACAUCCAGCCAUCCAUCCAUCCAUUUGUGUGUGUUGUGGUGUGGUUACGAGAGUCCGUCUGCCCUCUGUCUGAUGGCUGGGCUGCUGAUCGACUGGCGGCCCUUCUUGUCGUUCUCACUGUGCGACGACUUGUCGUCGUCCACCGCCGCACGACCACGCUUGCGCGACACUGACGGACGAGUGAGAUGAGAGAGAGAAACACACACACACACGUGGCGCCUGUGGUGUGUGUCUGUCUUUUGUACCUUGUUGUUGCUGCGAGUCGUUGUAUUUGUGUCGCCGCACACUGAAGCCCUUGCCCAUGUAGUCACGGGUGCUCAGCAAACCGCUCUCCUGCAGCCUGACAGAGAAUGACAUGUGCGUGUGUGUGUGGGUGUGUGUGUGGGUGUGUGGCAGCGACUUACUGUUCGAUUAUGCACUGUGCGAUUUCCUCGUCCUGCCCGAUCAUCGCAGCCAAACUCACACACGUCACCUGCACACACACACACAUACACAGAGAGAGAGAUGGAUGGCUGGACGGUGUGUCUGUGUGCUCACAUAGCGGACGUCGCUGUCGAGGAGCCUCUUGGUGGCCGUCGUCAGAAGCGCCUCAGCCUCGUAAUCAAGCUGAGUACACACACACAGACAGACAGACAAGGGCAUGGAUGUGUGUGUAUGCUGGUGUGGUGGGUGUGUGGGCGACCGAUGGGUCAUCGUCGUUGUUGGGCUGCGGGGCCGGCUGGUCGUCUCUUUGCUCUGCGUCUGCCUGUGCGUGUGCGUCUGUGUGUGGCUGCUGUUGCUGUGCGGUCGUCUGCGGCGCCUCGUUGGGAUUGUCGGUGCUCGUGCGGGGAUUGGAGAGGUAGUAGCGGGAGUUGCCGCGCUUGACGAGGAAGUCCGCACAGACCAACUCACCCAAAUACUCUGGGGACACACACAGAGAGAGGGAGAGAGGAAUGUGUGUGAGUGGUGUGGGUGUGCGUGUGUGCCGUUGCGGACGGUCCAUCUGUGUGCGUGUGAUGGUCGGGAAGGCCUUCAACAGAUUCUUCUUGACUGGACUCACUCACACACACGUCAAGUCAAUGGCGGUCUCCGGCUUUCUGUGUCUGUGUGGACUCGCUGCGCUGCGCUCACCGCACUCGUUGUGUCGCUCGCAGAAGGCGCGAAUCUCACCCAACACCGACAACUGAAACAUCACGCCACACACAUCCAUCCAUCCAUCCGUCGUCUGCACCUGUUGGCCGUCGUCGAGCGCAUCGACCGGCGCCAUCGCAGCGUCGUCGUCUAAGUGACACACACACACAUCCAAUGACACACGUGGGUGUGGUGUGCGCCAGAUCUCUCUCUGUCUCGUCUGGCACACAUACCUGCGGCCGGCUGCUGCUGUCCGUGGUCAUUGGCUUCCUCGUGCUGCCCCUGCUGGUCGUUGUGGUCGCCAUGGAUGUCGCCAUGGUGGCUGGCGUGUGGGUGCGGCUGCUGGAUGGCGUGGAUGCCGUCGUCACACGCCGUCUUGACCUUGAGUGUCAUCUGGUGGUGCUGUGUGUCGAUGCCGCCACAGGCGCACUCGAGCGGAAUCUCGUUGUAGUGAGCCGACGGGUUCGAUGGGUCGGUGGGGAUGAAGGGGCGGAAGUGCUUCGGCUCGUAAGUGGCAGACAUCCGCUCGUCGUAGUACCUGCACUCAGAGCAGCCAACAUGCCAUGCCAGGGAGACAGACAGUGAAGGGGAUGGUCAGUGGCCAUUCAGUCUGUCAAUGACCUUUAUCUGCUUACAUCAUCUUCAUGGUCAGAUAGCGGUCAUCUGCACACACACACACACACACACACAGAGGGAGAGACAGGAAGGAUGUGUGUGUGUGUGGAUGGGCCUGGCCUGCCUGGCAGCGGGCUGAGCUCCUCUAAAGACAGACAGAAAGACAGACAGACAGACAGACAGAGAGAGGGGAUGGAGGUCGGUGUGUGUUGUGGGUGUUGAGUGGCUGCCUUGACUGACUCACGAGUGAGGAAGAUGAGGUUCUGCAGCAUCGACGUGGUCUGUUUCUUGGCCUCCUCCUUGGACACUCCCCCACUGUGUGCCCCCGUCGCCUGCUGCCUCACCACACUCGCACUCGCACUCGGCUGUGCCUGUGGGUGGCCGUUGUCGCGCUCCACGUCCACACUCACACCGUUGUCGUACGCAAACUGCACAAACAACACACAGAGAGAGAUGGGCGUGGUGUGGUUUGGUCAGUGUCUCUCUCUGUGUGUGUGUGCCUUGAAGUGGUAGGACUCGAGCAGCGCGUCCGUCAACGAGUCAUGGAUGCCGAAGAUCAACAUACUGAUUGCACCACCACAUCCAUCCAUCCAUCCACAAGACACAGCACAAGACACACACAAGAGUGCAUCCCUCCCUCCCUGCCUGUGUGUGUGGCUGACCGGAGGCACUUCUUGUCGAUGGCGUCGAACACGCCCUCCUCGAGCCACGCGUGCAGCUUCGCCGCCUCGCUGUGCUCGUCCUUGGGCCGCAAAAUCUUCAACGGCAACUCACCUGCACAACACAGACAACACGCAGCCACAACACAAACAGAGAGAGACAUGCACUUCCUGGCCAGGCCAUGUAUGUGUCGCCUCUCUCGGUGACUCAAUGAUGGUCUUCUCCUCGAAGCAGUCCUCGGGGAAGAGAUUGCGGAUGUAGGCGAUGCUCGAGAGGCUCGUGCGGACAGCAU